AUUUGUGUCACUCCACCCCCAUUACACUGUUGUAAAAGUACUUCCUGAAGUAUUUCCUGAAUGUAGAGGACCGUUUGCUCAGAGAGGAUCCAGAAAGAGGAAGUAGAUUGCAUGAUUGUGUGUGUGUGUCACUUGUGAGACAGUAUCUCUGUUUGUGUUAUUGCGUGCGUGUCUGUGUGCGCGCAUAUAUUCACACACGCCCUUGCUUGAGUUUUGGUGCGACUGAGUCAUGUGUCAUGCAUCAGGACUUUGUAACAGUUGCUCUUUGGAACGAGGAAGAAGAUUUUGACAACAAGCCUGAGGGUUUUAGAAGACGAAGCCGCGGUGUGAGCAUCAAGCUCAGACAUUCCACCAUGACACCGUGCCGAGUACUUGGCGAUAUCUACUGGACUGCACCGUAUAUUUCCGGAAGGUGAUCAUGGCCCAGGAUCUGGUCCUGAAGCAACGCAGCGAGAUCCUCUACUGUCUCUGCGCCAACGGCUCGACUGAGCCGCUGGAGAGGGUCCUGGAUGUCCUCCUGGCCCGUGGGGAGCUUUCGUGGGAGGAUUACCACAAUGUGCGAGUGCAGGGGAGACCGCUUCACGCCAACGCCAGGCAUCUGCUGGACCUGGUCUAUACCAAAGGGGAAGCCGCGUGCCAGGCCUUCGCCGAGGCUUUGCAGCAGACCCGACCUGAAGCUCGGGGGCCUGAAGUGCCGGGGCCUGUCACCAGGGUGCUUCUGACCCGAAGGCCCAGCCUGGUGGGAGAGCUCCGAGGCUGCGUGGAUGGAGCUCUGGAAGCUCUGCUGGAAUCAGGAUGCUUCACCCAGGAGGACUGUAGAGACGUACGCUUGCCUGUACACACUCCCUCGCAGCAGGCCAGACGCUUGCUGGAUCACGUGAGCUCGAAAGGCGAGUCCGCGGCUAAUGUGGUGCUAUGCUACAUUGAGCAAAAGCAACAGUCUGGGUAUAACCUGACAACAGAGAAGACCACACCCAAAGAGCUCCUCACAUACCAAAAGAAGUUGCGCAGUUCCGUGUCGGCGCAGUCGAGCUUCCUUAGCACCUACGGUGGAACUGGCCACAUGUCACUGGAUGACAUCUAUACUGAAGGCCAACUGGAGCUGGCGUAUGACUGCAAGGAUCAAGGAGAUUUGGGCCUGGAGGACAUCGUUGGUACAGCGGGCACUGUGAACGAGGAGGCAGACACGGUCCUGGUGUCUGGGGAUGCGGGCAGCGGUAAGAGUACCUUACUCCAGAGGCUGCACCUUCUCUGGGCUCGACGGGCCGCCCUACCCGAAUUCCUCCUCCUAUUCCCUUUCAGCUGUCGCAAGCUGAAUUCUGAACUCGAGGAGCUGUCGGUCCAAGAGCUGCUCUUCCGCAACUGUUGCUGGCCCGACCGUGAGCAGGAUGAGAUCUUCCGCUUCAUCCUGGACUACCCGCACCUUGUGUUCAUCACCUUCGAUGGCCUCGACGAGCUCAAGCAGAGCUUCUCGGACGACUGCAGGCUCUGCUGCCCCACGCAGCCCGCCCCUGUGCACAUAAUACUGUUCAACCUGCUCCAGGGGUCCCUCCUAAAGGGGGUGCGAAAGGUGGUGACCAGUCGGCCGGAGGCUGUGGGUCCAACGUUGAGAAAGCAUCUCCGCAAAGAACUCUUCCUCAAAGGGUUCUCCCCCGAAGGCAUCAACUGUUUCGUCAAGAAACAACACCAGGACUCGUCGGUGGCCUCUAAAGUCCUGGCGUCCAUUCAGGCCAACACAACUUUAUUGGGACUCUGCCACAGUCCUGUGCUCUGCUGGAUUGUCUCGCAGUGCCACAAGGAGCUGCUGGGCUGUGGAGACGGGACACCACGGACCAUAACGGAUGUGUACCUCAUGAUCCUGCAGCACUUUUUGCAGCACCAAAGCCCCCAGAAGUGUUCCAUGGGGGCUGGUUGGCUUCAGGAGCACCUGGUAGGGGUCUUGAGUCUGGGCCAGCUAGCUUUUCGGGGUGUAGAAACUUCCUGUUACGUCUUCGCUGGCGCUGACCUGGAGACCUGCUGUGUUACAGACAAGGACAUCUGCAAGGGCUUCCUCACCCAAAGCAAGGGCAUGUCGUCCCAACAGAUUCUUCGGUACGAAUUCCUUCACGUGACCAUGCAGUGUUUCUUUGCCGCGCUUUACAUCGUUUUGUCCAACAACACGGACCGCUCCACUGUACCUAGGCUCUUUGAGCUGAGGGAGGCAGGCUUCAGUAGCACCUGCUUCGGGUCCUGCUUGCCUGUGGACCACCAACAGGAGCUGGCAGAAACCCCCAAUCUACAAAUCACAGCCACUUUUGUCGCCGGUCUUCUUUCCCAGAGACACCGACACCUAUUGCUGCAGUGCGCCCCAUCACCCACUGUGGAAAUGAAAGCCAGACAGGUGGUCCGGUGCCUCCACAAAGGCAUGCAGAAGCACUUCAAGUCCAUCCCCAAGCCAGUUGAGGGUGAAAAAAAGAGCAUGCACGCCAUGCCUGGCUUUGUCUGGCUCAUCAAGUGCAUCUACGAGAUGCGGGAGAGCAACAUGGCCAAAGAGGCACUAAGCAAGCUGGAGGUUGACCACCUGAAGCUGACCUACUGCAACAUCGGACCCGUGGAGUGCACAGCUCUGGCCUACGUGCUCCAGCACCUGAGAAGUCCUGUGGGAAUCCAGCUGGACAACAACUCUGUGGGAGACGUGGGCGUGGAGCAGCUCCUUCCCUGUUUGCCUAUUUGCAAGUCCCUUUACCUCAGAAAUAAUAACAUCACCGACGAAGGGAUUCGCAAACUGAUCGCAAAAGGAAUCCAGUGUGACAACUUCCAGAAAAUUGCACUCUUCAACAACAAGCUCACUGACGCUUGUAUGCAACACGUUUCUCAUCUGCUGAAGACCAAGCAGAAUUUCCUCUCUUUGAGAAUGGGCAACAACAAUAUUACAUCGGAAGGAGCCAAAGUGCUAGCUAAUGGGCUGGCGUGCAACCAUUCGUUGAUGCAUUUAGGGCUUUGGGGCAAUAAGAUUGGUGAUUCAGGUGCAGAGGCCAUUGCUGGUGCCCUAGAAGGCAGCAAAACGCUAGCAUGGCUAAGCUUGGUGGGCAAUGGGGUGGGCAGCGCUGGAGCUCGUGCCCUGGCCAAAAUGCUCAAGAGCGGCACAUCGCUGGAGGAGUUAUGGUUGACUGAAAAUUGCAUCACCAGGGAGGGAGUGGAGUCUUUGGUUCAAGCCCUAGAGUGUAACACACGUGUCAAGUUGAGGAACAAUCACCUGAGCCCCGAGGAGGUGGAGGAGAUGACACGACGUGAAUCAAGACUCAUCUUCUAGUGUUUUUGUUUAAUAUUUAUAAAAAUUACAAUAAAUGUGAUAACUUUGCUUGGCCAGUGUUCACACUUUUAUGUAUGUAAUAUAGAUGGAAGACAGACUAGUUGGUUAUUUAUGAACAUAAAAUGUGUUUUUGCUUUUCUAUUGUAAUUGUAAGUGGUGAUGUGAUUACAUACCAUAUCAUAAUGUAUCAUACAAUUGUCAAUAUUAAUACAAUCCCUUUUACUCUUAAUAGUAAAGAUAUUGACAAAUUU
This is a messenger RNA of Phycodurus eques (leafy seadragon), 3543 nucleotides long. RefSeq names its product nucleotide-binding oligomerization domain containing 2 (gene nod2). Gene Ontology annotation, cellular component: cytosol. The transcript is spliced from 10 exons. Gene Ontology annotation, biological process: regulation of apoptotic process; response to muramyl dipeptide; defense response to bacterium. Gene Ontology annotation, molecular function: protein binding. The record is from RefSeq and is a predicted model, not a curated record. Bases 419 to 3292 code for a protein of 957 amino acids. NCBI's taxonomy places the organism in Eukaryota, Metazoa, Chordata, Actinopteri, Syngnathiformes, Syngnathidae.